This is a messenger RNA of Vitis riparia (riverbank grape), 534 nucleotides long. RefSeq lists its product as uncharacterized. Gene Ontology annotation, molecular function: zinc ion binding. The record is from RefSeq and is a predicted model, not a curated record. The transcript has a single exon. NCBI's taxonomy places the organism in Eukaryota, Viridiplantae, Streptophyta, Magnoliopsida, Vitales, Vitaceae. The coding region runs from base 1 to 534 and encodes 177 amino acids.
AUGGAUAAGCUUGUAGCCAUGUUGGACACCCAUAUGCGUGGUACAGAAAAAUGGAAGAGUGUGGUUGGACCGAAAACUGAAGAGAAUCUAAUGUCAAAUAUCAUGAGGUCCGAUCCGAUUAGUGUGUUGCCAUAUUUGGGGGGGACGUUUAAGGUGUUUACCGGGGAGGUUUAUUUGGUUGUGGAUAUCAAUCAACGUACGUGUACUUGCAUGACAUGGCAAAUGUCCGGCUUGCCGUGCUCCCAUGUAUGUGCUGUCAUCCGCACACUCAGACACGACGUGUAUGACUAUAUUGACCCAUGUUUUAAUGUCUCCACCCAACAUUUGAUUUACUCUGGUCAGUUUCAACCAUUACCAACACACAAUAUGCCGAAAGUUUGUGAGGAUGGGAGUUUGCAAGAUUGCGCCGACAACUUCUUUUCUACUCUCCAACCCCCUCAUGUCAAACGUCCUCCAGGAAGACCCCGCAAAGGCGCAUUGAGUCACAGUUUACUCAUAAGAGAGCAAUUCAUUGCUCUCGAUGCAAUGGCAUAG